CUGCGUAUGGGGCUAGUCUAGGCCCCUUGUUAUGAUCCGCAAUUAAAGGAAGGCGGAAAGACUAGGAGAGGGCGGCGAAAUCGAGAUCUACCGACAGGAUUAGUCACGAGGCAUCUAAUAAAGAUGAGGGUUGCGCGCUUUGCAGUGUUUCUUCGGAACUGGGUGGCUUUGUUGGCAACCUACAUGUCAAUAAGGGCUCGGGCUUCCUCGAUAUGCCCACAUCCAUUUUUCCACCGCCAUUCUUUGUCCAUACCACCACAAUGGUGCCCUAGGAUGGUAUCCCCCCCUUUACGAUAUUUGGGUGUUUUGGGCGUAGAGAAGGUUAUGACGUCCUCGUCAAGACGCUGUGUGACCUGGUACAGGCCCGGUGGUGUAGAGUUGUAUGCGAAGCAUAUCGAGCAGAUUGAGGGUAGUAAGCCGAGUGAUGACUUUUACAUCCGAAAUAGGGCGUAGUACCCUCCUACGGCGCCUACAUAUAUUUAGAUAUACCAAACAUGUUAGAAACAAAUCAUGUUCUUGCCCUAAC
This is a messenger RNA of Annulohypoxylon truncatum, 526 nucleotides long. RefSeq lists its product as uncharacterized. The transcript has 2 exons. NCBI's taxonomy places the organism in Eukaryota, Fungi, Ascomycota, Sordariomycetes, Xylariales, Hypoxylaceae. The record is from RefSeq and is a predicted model, not a curated record. The coding region runs from base 124 to 453 and encodes 109 amino acids.